UCAGACUGUAGUGACGAAGCUACAGCUGUUCAGACUGACUGACGACAAGACGACAUGAAGACCUCAUCUGCAUCUGUGCUGAUCGAUCCUUCAGUGGUCUUUAGUGACACCUGUCCUCCUGUUGCAGGUGUGUCUGUGCUGCUGCUGUCCGGACCGACUGUUUCUGCAGUGUCUCUGCAUGUCGGUCCAAACCGUCCUCAGUACUUUACAGGAGACUCUGUCUCUCUGAGCUGUGUUGGAGAUGGACAGGAAGCGGAUGGAUGGACUUUGAAGAGGACAGCGGGAGGACAUACUGAGGAGUUGGUGAGGUUUAAUAAUACAGUCUCCUCCAUCAUCUUGACUCUCCGUCAGUCUGACACUGGAGUUUACUGGUGUGAAACCAGUUCUGGACAAAGGAGCGACCAGACCACCAUGACUGUAGCUGAUCCAAAAGCUCCUCCUCAAACCUCCUCCCCUCUCUCUUCGUCCCUCAUCAGAAUUAGAGUUGUUGUGUUUUCUCUGGUUCUCCUGGUUCUCGUUGCGGUUCUGGUCCUGGUUGGAGUUGUGAGCCUGAGCAGGAAUCAGUCAGAUGCAGUCCGACAUGUUCAGAGGAGACACGCUGCAGGUGUGCCUUUGCUGACAGCUACAGUUGUGGCUGUGUUGCUGUAUGGACUGUUUGUUUCUGCAGCCUCCUCUGUGUCUGUGAUCAGACUCUUCUGCCAUCUAGUGGUCUGCUGUCCGUUCUGCAUCUCUACUGGUCUGAUGAUGUCCAUCUGCUGCAGCAGGAAGACGGGAGACAAACCAGCCGUCUCCAUGGAGACAAACCAGCGUGUUGAACUGGAUGAAGAGUACGAUGACAUCGCUGCUGAUGUCACCACUGAGUAUGACUUUUAGGUGCGAACAUGGACUCUGAUGGACCUGAAGUCCUGGUGUCCAGUCUUUGUUUUCUCUGUUGUUGAUUUGAAAUGUGUUUCCUGUCAAAGAAGUCAAAUAUGACAUCAUAUAUUGAUAUUAUAUUUUUUUGUCAUAAUUCAGUAACAGUCAGCUUUUAUUUUGUCGUCAUCCUGAAAGCGAUCAGGUUGUAUUCUCGUUUCUGCGUCUUCUUCAGAAAACAAAAUAAAACUCGAACAUGUGGUCUACCAGC
Messenger RNA from Larimichthys crocea (large yellow croaker), 1123 nucleotides. RefSeq lists its product as uncharacterized. Bases 55 to 873 code for a protein of 272 amino acids. The transcript is spliced from 8 exons. Lineage: Eukaryota; Metazoa; Chordata; Actinopteri; Sciaenidae. The record is from RefSeq and is a predicted model, not a curated record.